This is a messenger RNA of Aspergillus versicolor CBS 583.65, 1548 nucleotides long. RefSeq lists its product as uncharacterized. Gene Ontology annotation, biological process: carbohydrate transport; transmembrane transport. The record is from RefSeq and is a predicted model, not a curated record. The transcript has 4 exons. Gene Ontology annotation, molecular function: carbohydrate:proton symporter activity. Gene Ontology annotation, cellular component: membrane. Bases 1 to 1548 code for a protein of 515 amino acids. Lineage: Eukaryota; Fungi; Ascomycota; Eurotiomycetes; Eurotiales; Aspergillaceae.
AUGUUCAACGCGAAGAGCUUCACGCCGUACUACGUCUUUACGAUUCUCGUUAUUGCCAGCGGGGGAAUCCCAAAAGGCUACGAUGAAGGAGGAUUCAGCGCCUCUGUCGGCUUGGACUCCUUCAAGCAGGACUUCAAGCUGCUCCCCGAGCUCUGGAAAGACGACCCUAGUGGCAUGGCCGAUCGUAAAGCCAAUAUAUCUUCAUUCGGUGUCCUCGGAGCAGCAUUUGGAUCCCUCCUCGCGCUGGUGCUGACAGACAGAAUCGGACGGCUGCGGUCCUGGCAGGUCUUCGUGCUGCUGUGGGCAACAGGGACAUUCAUGCAGGUCUUUUCUUCGGGGAUCCUUGGUUUGAUGCUCUUUGCUCGCAUCUGGGGCGGACUCGGUUCAGGAGGCCUGACUGUCGUUGCGCCGCUGUAUCUGUCUGAAAUAGCACCAGCAGUGUCCAGGGGAACCAUCGUGAGCAUCUACAUGGUCGUUCUGCUGUCCUUUCUUACCAUCGGGUUCUUCAUCAAUUUCGGCGUGAAUUCAGAAAUGGAGGUCGGUAGAGCGCAGUACCGGCUCGUCCAGGCAAUCCCUCUCAUUCCUGUUGGAUUCGCCCUUCUCAGCUCCCUCUUCCUCUCCGACACCCCUCGCUGGCUCGCAUCCAAAGACCGAGACGACGAAGCACUGGCAGCGCUCACGCGCCUUCGUGGAUCAGACCUGGAUGACCCAUCUGUGGCGCUCGAAUACCGCGGUAUCCAAGAGCAAGUCCGCAUGAGGGAGCAGAAUCUCGAAGACGCGUCUACUUGGACCAUCAUCAGAGAGAUCGCAACCUGCCCCAGCUACCGCAAGCGAUUUCUCCUCGGGGUGCUCAUGCAAACGGUAGCUCAGUGGAGUGGAGGCAACGGCAUCACAUACUACAUUCCACAGAUAUUCACAUACGCAGGCAUCGUCGGCAGCGACACCUCCCUCAUAACCUCGGGCGUCUACGGCGUCAUCAAGCUCGUCUUCACCAUGAUCUUCACCUGGGGACUGGUGGACGUGAUCGGCCGACGCCGGUGCAUGUUGACCGGAGUCGGACUGCAGUGCAUAACGCACGUCUACCUAUCCAUAUACAUGGCCCUCUUCCGUACCGGACAGCAGCAGAACGAGCAUGCAUCAAACGCAGCCAUAGCCUCGGUCUUCAUCUACGCCAUCGGCUGGUCCAUCGGCCUGUGUACCGUGCAGUAUCUAUACAGCACCGAGAUCUUCCCAACGCGCAUCCGCAGUGUGUGCUACGCGACUAAUAUGGCCCUGCAUUGGUUCUUCCAGUUUGCUGUUGUGCGGGUGACGCCGAAUAUGUUUGUGACGCUGGAUGUGUACGGGGCGUUUGUCUUCUGGGCGUUGGUUUGUGCGGUUGGGUGGUUCUUGCUGGCGGUGAUGGCACCGGAGACCAAGGGGAUUCCGAUGGAGAAGAUGGAUGAGUUGUUUGGUGGGAGAUGGUGGAUGGGAUGGAGGGCUAAAGUUGGGCCUGAAGCUGAGAAUGCAGAUAUACAAAAGACAAGCGUUGCCCAGAUUGAGAAGGUCUAG